AUGACGGUCAAGCUGGACUUCGAGGAGUGUCUCAAGGACUCGCCCCGUUUCCGCCCCCCUCACCUGCUGCCUCUCUGGGCCUCCAUCGAGGUGGUGGAAAGCGAAGUGUCUGAUCUGGAGACCCGUUUGGAGAAGCUCCUCAAGCUCGGCUCGGGGUUGGUGGACAGCGGCCGGCACUACUGCAACGCCGGCAAGGCCUUCGUGGGCGGGCUCCGGGAUCUCGGACGCCUGGGACCGCAGGAGCCCAUGCUGGCUGAAUGCCUGGAGAAAUUCACCAGCAGCCUCAGCCAGAUGAUUGACAGCCACAUGGACCUCCUGGAAAACACAACCCAGGCCCUCAAGCAGCAGAUCCAGAACCUGGUGAAGGAGGAGGUCCGGCGCUUCCGCGAGGCCCGCAGGGAGUUCGAACGGGCCAGCGAGGGUCUGGACACGGCCGUCACCCACCACGCCGAGGUGCCCCGGCGUCGCCCGCACGAGGCCGACGAGGCCGCCGCCGCCCUGCGCUCCGCCCGUCACACCUUCCGCCAGCGCGCGCUGGACUACGUGCUCCAGAUCAACGUGAUCCAGGACAAGAGGAAGUUUGACGUCUUGGAGUUUAUGCUGAAUUUACUGGAACACCAGGCUGCCCACUACCAGCAGGGCCAUGAAGGACUGGGCCAGUUGCAGGAAUAUCGAAGAGACCUGGCUUCUCAGCUGCACCAGAUGGUGCUGGAAUCCGCCCGGGAGAAGCGGGACCUGGAGCAGAGACAUGUGCUGCUGAAGCAGAAAGACAUGGGAGAGGAAGAGCCAGACACCGGACUCCGAGAGGGUCCUGCAGGCCCCAUCAUGGAAGGCCACCUCUUCAAACGGGCCAGCAACGCCUUCAAGACCUGGAGCCGGCGCUGGUUCAGCAUCCAGAGAAACCAGUUAGUGUAUCAGAAGAGGUUUAAGGACCCUUUGACGGUGGUGGUAGAAGAUCUCCGUCUGUGCACCGUGAAACCCUGCCCCGAAUCCGACAGAAGGUUUUGCUUUGAAGUUGUCUCUCCGAACAAAUCCUGCCUUCUGCAGGCGGAUUCAGAGCGUCUUCUGCAGCUGUGGGUAGUGGCCGUGCAGAACAGCAUCGCCUCCGCCUUCAACCAGCAGCCCCCGGAGUCCCAGGAGCAGGGUGCGUCGGGCCCAUCGGCCCCCCUGGCCAGUUCGGCCACGCUGGGCUGCGGGCGAGCAGGCGGGCAGAGCGGCAGCUCGGACCAGAAGGUGAUGGACCAGGUGCUGCGGCUCGACGGGAACGCCCAGUGCUGUGACUGCCGGGAGCCCGCGCCCGAGUGGGCCAGCAUCAACCUGGGCAUCACCCUCUGCAUUGAGUGCUCCGGCAUCCACAGGAGUCUGGGGGUGCAUUUCUCCAAAGUGCGGUCACUGACGCUGGAUUCCUGGGAGCCGGAGCUGGUGAAGCUGAUGUGCGAACUGGGUAACGCGGCCAUCAACCGAAUUUACGAGGCUCGGGUGGAAGAUAUGACUGUCAAAAAGCCCGGGCCCACCUGUUCCCGGCAAGAGAAAGAAGCGUGGAUCCGUGCCAAGUAUGUGGAGAAGAAAUUUCUGACCAAGCUGCCGGAGGUUGAGGGCCGCUGGAGGGCAACGGGCCGGGGCGGGGAGCGGACUUUUGGCCGUCCCCUCCGGGGUCGACCUCCCCCACCCCCAAAACCCUCCCUCCAACCCCGCCCGGGGAGCCGGGGGCUCAGGACCGGCUCCACUCAGGAGGAAUUGGGCUCCCUGCACCCCGGGGCUCUCCUGUUCCAGGCGGCCGGCGCGCCCCCAUCCCUCCCCACCAUGGCCGACGCGCUGGCCCACGGCGCCGACGUCAACUGGGUCAACGCGGCCCAGGCCAACGCCACCCCCCUGAUCCAGGCCACGGAAGCGAAUUCCCUGCUGGCCUGUGAGUUCCUUCUCCAGAACGGAGCCAAUGUCAACCAGACGGACAGCGCCGGGCGAGGCCCCCUCCACCACGCUACCAUCCGGGGCUUCACGGGAUUGGCCUGCCUGUUCCUGAAGCGGGGAGCGGGGCUGGGGAUCCAGGACGCGGACGGAAAGGACCCCCUGACCAUCGCCAUGGAGGCGGCCAACGCUGACAUCGUCACCCUCCUGCGCCUGGCCAAGAUGAGAGAAGCUGACGUGGCCCUGGGCCAGGCAGGAGACGAGACGUACCUGGACAUCUUCCGAGACUUCUCCCUCAUGGCCUCCGACGAUCCCGACAAACUGAGCCGCCGCAGCCAAGACCUCAAAACCCUGUGAACCCCUCCUCAGUUUGUUCUUUUCCCUGCCUCCCCAACUCCCCCCGCCCUCCAACAGGCCCCCCCUCAAAACACACACCCUGAAUAAAAUCUCUGGC
This is a messenger RNA of Tachyglossus aculeatus (Australian echidna), 2362 nucleotides long. It is a transcript of the gene ACAP1, whose product is annotated as ArfGAP with coiled-coil, ankyrin repeat and PH domains 1. Gene Ontology annotation, molecular function: protein binding; GTPase activator activity. The coding region runs from base 1 to 2265 and encodes 754 amino acids. Lineage: Eukaryota; Metazoa; Chordata; Mammalia; Monotremata; Tachyglossidae. The record is from RefSeq and is a predicted model, not a curated record. Gene Ontology annotation, cellular component: cytoplasm. The transcript is spliced from 22 exons.